This is a messenger RNA of Alternaria incomplexa, 264 nucleotides long. RefSeq lists its product as uncharacterized. The coding region runs from base 1 to 264 and encodes 87 amino acids. The transcript has 3 exons. Gene Ontology annotation, molecular function: zinc ion binding. NCBI's taxonomy places the organism in Eukaryota, Fungi, Ascomycota, Dothideomycetes, Pleosporales, Pleosporaceae. Gene Ontology annotation, biological process: protein import into mitochondrial intermembrane space. The record is from RefSeq and is a predicted model, not a curated record. Gene Ontology annotation, cellular component: mitochondrial intermembrane space.
AUGCAGACGUUUGACAUGGUCUUCAUCUGCAAAAAGUGCAAGAAGGCCUUCCGCAAGGAUGCGCGCGAAUUCGAAGACGCCGACGAGUACUGCCCGCACUGCGACAACCACUUCGUUCUAGAGGCCAAAACUCCCAAGGCGUCGCUGCAAGUCGAGGGCGAGGAUGUGCGAAAGGACGCCAGGAUGCUCAAGGACGAACGUGUACGAGCCGAAGAGAUGCGCACCAUAUUCGAUGUCAAGGAAGCACCGGACAAGUUGGGCUGA